Magallana angulata is the source of this 1033-nucleotide messenger RNA. Its product is annotated as M-phase inducer phosphatase 1-like. Gene Ontology annotation, molecular function: protein tyrosine phosphatase activity. Gene Ontology annotation, biological process: G2/M transition of mitotic cell cycle; protein dephosphorylation; positive regulation of G2/M transition of mitotic cell cycle. Gene Ontology annotation, cellular component: cytoplasm; nucleus. Lineage: Eukaryota; Metazoa; Mollusca; Bivalvia; Ostreida; Ostreidae. The record is from RefSeq and is a predicted model, not a curated record. The transcript is spliced from 9 exons. The coding region runs from base 1 to 987 and encodes 328 amino acids.
AUGUAUACCCCUGGUAAAUUGGAUGCAGUGAUGGACUCGGACUUCGGCCUCGGUUUCCUGCCGAUACCAAAGCGUUCACUUUUUGCCGACGACAAACAGACGCUUAACGAAGACGACGAUUCUGGUUUAGGGAUGGAGUGUGCUGUAGAUUUGACAUCAGAUGAGGAUACCAGCUCGUCUAUGAUCGCUUCAUUGUUGGAAAGACCAUUCGCAUGCUUCUCUCCAAUGGAGAUUCAACGACCAAAGAAGAGAUCCGAAAGAAUGAUGGAACCGAUGGACGAAUCUGCACGAAAACGCCCGAGGUUUGCCGAACGUAGAAAGACCCUCCAGAAAUCGCUUUCAUUUGGCGAUAAACCUUUAGGAGAUCAAGAACUAGUCAAAGAUGUAGUGGGGCGAAUGGUAGAAGAGACCAACCUGAUUGGAGACGGAAGUCAGACAUGUAGCCUUCCCACAAUUCCCGGAAAACACCAGGAUCUGAAGAGCAUUACCAAUCAAACGGUUGUUGACGUAAUUUCCGGAAAGUAUGACGACACCAUCCGCAGCUUCCUCAUCGUGGACUGCAGAUACCCGUAUGAAUACAAUGGCGGCCAUGUUCCGGGCGCCAUUAACGCUCAUCGACCAGAAGACAUACCCUCCAUUCUGAGUCAACAUCAGAGCAUGCGCACUGCAGCCAGCGACAAGCGCCACAUCGUCAUCUUCUACUGCGAGUUUUCUUCUGAGCGAGGACCAAGGAUGUGUCGUAAUGUAAGGAAAGCUGACCGUGACCUGAACAAGGACAGCUACCCAUUCCUGAACUUUCCUGAGAUCUACGUCAUGCAUAACGGCUUCAAGGACUUCUAUGAGACACACCAGAACUUGUGCGAGCCCCAAGCUUACACGCCGAUGCUUCACAAAGACCAUUCUGACGAUCUACGUCACUUCCGGUCCAAGUCUAAGUCCUGGAGUGGAGGAUCCAAACGUCGUGUUUCCGGAUCGCGUCUCUUCUGAUCGGGAAAUGAUAAUAUUAUCUGAGGGCACUGUGAAAUGACAGAAU